AUGGGUUGUUGUUAAGGAAAUCCUUAUGGUAUUAUAUUAUAACCAUAAUUUAGAUAUGAACUAAGUGAAUGAAUCAGUAAAAGAAUUAACUGAAUAUUAAUAACCAGAAUAUAAAGCAAAUAUUGUAGAUUUGAAUAAUAAGGUAAAGUAGAUGGAACAAGUGCAGGAAAGAAUUCAAGAUGCAGAACAAACCCCUAAAAAAGAAACCAAUUAUUCUUAAGAAAUGAAAAGUGGCAAAAAGGAAGACAAUCAAGAAACAAGGUCUCUUGUUCAACAAUAAGGAUAAGAAAAACAAUGGAUCAUUAAAUAGACAAUGUUUGUCAGGAUUAAUUCUAAAAAGAAUGUCAGUGAAUUUUAUACAAUUAAAGAGAUGAUUGGAUAAGGAGGUUUUGGAAAAGUUUAUAAGGUAGUUCAUCGAUAAACAGGUUUUAUUUUAUUUAUUAAGGAUAGGAAUGAUUAGAGCUAUGAAAUUAAUAUUAAAAUCAAAAUUGAAGAAAGAAGAUUAAGAAAAAUUAUUAGAAGAAACCAGUAUAUUGAUGGAUAUUGAUCAUCCCAAUAUAGUUAAAUUAUAUGAAAUGUAUUAAGAUGAUAAUUCCUAUUUUUUAAUAAGUGAAUAUUGUGAUGGUAAAUCUUUAAAAAAUUUCAUAUGAAAGGUGGUGAACUAUUCGAAAAAAUCAAAUUUGUUCAAAUUUUAACAGAAAAAGAAAUUGCAUCUUAUAUGAAAUAAAUAUUAUCAGCUGUUUCCUAUUGUCAUUCCAAAGGGAUAGUUCAUAGAGAUUUAAAACCAGAAAAUAUUUUGUUUGAUUCCAAAAAUUAAGGAGGAGCCUUAAAAAUUAUAGAUUUUGGUGCUAGUGCCAAAUUAGUAAAUGAUGAAAAACUUAAUAAGAGAAUUGGAACAGUAUUUAAGAUAUCUUAUUUAUUAAGCCUUUUUAUGUUGCUCCAGAAGUUUUGAAUGGAAGUUAUGAUCAAAAAUGUGAUAUAUGGUCAUUAGGUGUUUUGCUCUAUAUAUUACUUUGUGGAUAUCCUCCAUUUUUUGGUCAUAGUGAAGGAGAAGUAUUGGCUAAAGUGAGAAAAGGUACAUAUCAAUUUGACAGUAAUGAUUGGUCUAGAGUUUCUAUGCAAGCUAAAGAUUUAAUAAGAAGGAUGCUUUUUUAUGAUCCAUCAGCUAGAAUAAGUGCCUCUGAAGCUUAAUAACAUGCUUGGAUUUCAAAUAAUAAAGCUAAAGGUUAAGUCAACAAUUUAAGUUUAAAGAGAUUAUAAGAUUUUGAUUCUAAGAAUAAGUUGAAGUAUGCCAUCCUUUAAUUUAUUACUGUUUAAGUAGUAUCAAGUCAAGAGAAAGAUGAUCUUCUUAAAAUUUUUCAAGAUAUUGAUAGAAAUGGUGAUGGAACAGUCAGCAAAGAAGAAUUACUUGCUGGUAUAUUUAUUCAUUAAUAUUAGCUUAUAUGAAGAUUUAUAAGGGAGAUAAAUUAGCAGCUUAGCAUAUUGUAGAAGAACUAUUUCCUUAACUUGAUGCGAAUAAAUCUGGCAAAGUGGAUUUUAGUGAGUUUGUAACUGCUUCUAUUAAUAGAGAUAGAACUUUAAGCAAAAAGAAAAUUGAAUAAUCAUUUAAAUUAUUUGAUUUAGAUGGCAAUGGGUAUAUUACAAAAUAAGAAAUAAAUGAGUUAUUUGGAAAUGAAAUAGAUGAAAAAAUGUGGGAAGAUAUUCUUAAGGAUUGUGAUAUAAAUAAAGAUGGAAUGGUUUAUAUUAUUAUUAUAAUUUAGAUCUCAUUAAAUGAAUUUAUAACAUUAUUGGAAUCUAAAAUAUAACUAAACACAAAACUAUCAUGA
This is a messenger RNA of Paramecium pentaurelia, 1826 nucleotides long. The record is from the annotation of a GenBank genome assembly. NCBI's taxonomy places the organism in Eukaryota, Ciliophora, Oligohymenophorea, Peniculida, Parameciidae.